Molecule: messenger RNA, 4576 nt
Organism: Haplochromis burtoni (Burton's mouthbrooder)
Lineage: Eukaryota; Metazoa; Chordata; Actinopteri; Cichliformes; Cichlidae
Product: relaxin-3 receptor 1
Exons: 3
Coding region: 368-1618 (416 amino acids)
Biological process (GO): G protein-coupled receptor signaling pathway; immune response
Cellular component (GO): membrane
Molecular function (GO): G protein-coupled receptor activity
Source: RefSeq, a predicted model, not a curated record
GAGUAUAAAAGCCUCCAGUGCGAGGAUGCUGACAGAAGAGGCAACUGCAUCAUGUCAGACUUCGACCUGAACGCGCCAAAGUAGGUGGAUGCGGAUUAAUCAGCUCUUUCUUUUGUUUUUUCAAUAUCUCAGACAUUUCCGACUGGAAACCACAAACAAACAAAAGAUUCAAGCAAAAGAAGAAGAAGAAGAAACGCGCAUUUUGGAGCUCUGAUCUCUUAUAAUACUGAAUGCAUGAGGAGAAAGAGAUGGGGAUUUUUGAAGCCGCACCUGCGCACCUGCGAUCUCGAAGUUAUCCCGGUGGAAGAAGUGGAUAGUUUUGCGAAGUAGCUCGCCCUCUUUUCCCUUCCCCGCCUGCAGCCGAGUCAUGCAGGUCGACAACAGCAGCUCCUCUGGAGCUCUGACAGGGCUGUGCGGAGGGGAAGAGGAUGAGCGCAAAAUCUCCGAACUGGUCAGCCCUACGGGUGCAGCCUCCUCUUUUAACCUCUCAUUAAACUGCUGGCUUCACAUACUCUCUCAGGAGUCCUCGUUGGAUCUGCACGGAGACAGCGCCAAUCUGGCAGUACGAGUUGUCAUUGCCCUGGUUUAUCUGGUUGUAUGUGUUCUGGGGCUCGUGGGUAACUUCCUGGCACUCUUCUUGCUUCACUCCCGUCGCCGUGGAUACCACCACUCCUCCAUUGACUGCUUUGUGAUGAGCUUGGCUCUCACAGACCUCCAGUUCGUCCUCACCUUGCCCUUCUGGGCCGUGGACACGCUGCUGGACUUCCGCUGGCCCUUUGGGCAGGUCAUGUGCAAGAUCGUGAGCUCGGUCACCACCAUGAACAUGUACGCCAGUGUCUUCUUUCUCACCGCCAUGAGCGUGACACGCUACCGCUCCCUGGUUACAGCUCUGAAGAUGGAGAGCCCAAGGAGCGCCACCGCUCGGGCCAAGUGGGCCAGCUCAGCCAUUUGGGUGGUGUCUCUGGUGGCCACACUGCCUCAUGCUUUCUACUCCACCACUGUCCAGGUUUCUGCAGAUGACGAGCUCUGCUUGGUUCGCUUCUCUGACUCCGACUCCGCUCACUGGGACCCCCAAGUCCUGCUGGGACUCUAUCAAACACAGAAGGUCCUUCUGGGUUUUGUGGUUCCCCUUAUUAUCAUCUCUGUGUGCUACCUCCUCCUGCUGAGGUUUAUCCUGAGCCGGCGCAUUGUGUGCAGCAUGGUAACCGGGAGUGCCACCGAGAAAUCUGAGUGUGAGAGAGGCCGCCACCGCCGCCGAUCCAAAGUGACCCGCUCCGUCACUAUCGUAGUUCUCUCCUUUUUCAUCUGCUGGCUGCCCAACCAGGCCCUCACCUUGUGGGGGGUGCUGAUCAAAUUUGACUUGGUGCCCUUCAGCAAAGCCUUCUACAACACCCAGGCCUAUGCGUUCCCCCUGACUGUGUGCCUGGCUCAUGCUAACAGCUGUCUGAACCCAGUGCUUUACUGCCUGAUCAGAAAAGAGUACAGAACUGGCCUAAAGGAGCUUCUCCUGAGAAUUUCUCAUGCAGUGCAGCAUGUUUUCUCUCUGUCCCUGAGGGGAAGGAGAGUGGAGGAAGCACCGCCCAGCAUGGUUAUGAUACAUAAAGACAUUAAUAUGUGAUUUAUUCAGAGCAAGAGAAUAGCCUGACAUUUUUGCAAACACAGUUAAAUGUAUUUUGAUUGUGUGUGCUUCAGGGGUGCUGGAAGGUGAAUUUGGUCACUUUCUGUGCUAAAUCAGUCUAGCUGUUUCCAUCUCUCCCCAGUCUUUGUGCUAAGCUAGGCUAAACGGCCGCUGAUUGUAGUCUCAUAAAUAGAACGCACAUCAUCUAAAUGUUAGCAAGAAAGCCAUUACGAAUAUUCUGCCAAAUGUUAAAUAUUUGCUUUGUAAUUCAACUCUGUAUGCCAUAUUCCUUUGGUGUCAUGCGUGACAUAUUAAAAGAAGAAAUAAAGUGUUGAAGUAAGGCAUAAGGCCACUCUGUUCAAGCAGGAGGUUUGUCAUUGAUUCUCAAGGUCUCUGGAACAUAAUCAUGAGUACCAACUAAUAAAUCAGUCUAAAAUCUGACUCAAACAGAGACUUUUUAAGCAAAUCUUGCAGCAAAUUCUGCAACAGCAAAGAUUGUAGAAGUAUCAUUUUUACGGGAAAAAAGGUCUUUAAAACUUUAAUGAGCCAAAGUUAGUAAGCCUUUUAACCAUUUUAAAUAGGUUUCAUCUGGUAAUUCUAUAUAUGUAGUUCCUGUGCACUGGUAACCAUUCAAAUUUGAGUUAAUUAACUUAGGCUUUAAAAAUUAUUUCAUAAUCUUUCUUAGAGUUGUCUGCUUCUCACUCAUUUUCAGUAGAGUCCUUGAACCUGACCAUUUUCAGAGGAGUGUUUGUUUGUUUUCUUUAAGCCACUUAACACUGACCUGUGAAUCACUCGAGUUUAAAACACAUCUAACUCAAGGAAUAAACCAAUGUUGUGUCUACACCUAACAGACAAUUAGCAAAGAACUAGUUUAAAUUGUAUCUUUAGCACUUUGUUACUAGCAUCCUGUUGCAAAAACACAUCAUGUGUUCCCAUUUCUUCAGCUGAAGCAAAUAAGAUAUUCUUAAGAAAGGAAAGCAGCGAGGGAAGGCUGAGGUAUGCCAAAUUACACAACAAGUGCAACAGGUCUUAUGGGGUGAUGAAUUAAUUAAUUUAGCCUGUGCUUUCUAAUAACUCCCCCCGAAGUGUGUCCAGAGGUGCUUCAAGGUUACAGAGUAGUUAGGCUUGCUUCUCUGAGAGCUUUGGUUGAAAUCUAGUGACUGGAAAAUUCACAGUGCAUGACUCACAUCAUUUUCAUAUUCAUCUGCAAUUUUGGUGGGGCCCUGUCAUCCUUGAAGAUAGCAUAACCUUGUUUAACAAAAGAAUAAAGGUGUAUAAUCCUUACUGGCUGCAAGUGGGAGCAGUGGGCCAAAUUGCCCCCCAUAGCAUCACAGAGCCAACCAGUUCCUUUUUCUGCAGGAGUGAAGGGCUCAUGUCUUUCCUCUAAUGCAGCACCCGUGUGUAUGUUUUAUUUUUGUUAUGCACUUCUGUGAAAAAAACUAUUUGCAAAAAUACUACAAGAGACUUUGGGCGUUAUGUCCAUUGUUAAACUGUUCAAUCAGCCUGUGGCCUGUUUCUUUUUCACUGCUGUUUGAUGUUUGAAUAGAUGAUCUCCAAAAUGAUUUGUUUGUACUUUGCGUCUUAAUUCCCCACAGAGACCAUUAUGAGGACUUGUUACAGUUUCAUCAGGAUUAACGUGUGAAAUAUUUUCUUGUGUUAUUGCUGCUAAUUAAUCCACCGCGCAGGAAUCUGCCGGAGAAACUCGUCUCCAGGACAUUUUGGCAUUCACAUUCAAUGUUUGAUGCUCGCCUCUGUGUCUGAUUUCCUGUCCUGCUGUGAAUUGUUUUGUGAAUACACGUGUGUGCUGUGACAUUAAAUAAAACAGGAGAACAAGAGUUUGGUGACAUCUCGGGAAAGUUAAUCUCUCCUGCGGCAUCGCGAAGACAAGGUAAACGAGUCAGCCACACAAAGGCUCUUGCACGUUUUUGCCCUUUAGCAACCUUUAAAUUUUGAACGGAAAACUAUCUUCAGCCACUCGCAGACAGUUCCUGACAUACAAAUACCACACACACACACAUACACAUGAGCUCCACCACACCGUUUUCAUUGUGCGCCACUGUGGUUGUAAUUAUUUCCCAGCCCUGCUUCUUACAUCAAUAAUUACUUGCCUGAUUCAUUCAGCAGGCUCUCUGUGAGCUAUGAUGUUGCUGUCGGGUCACCAAGGGAGCCUGCAUCUUCCAGCUGAGAACAGCAACAAUCACAAGUGCUAUCUACUCGAGAUCCUUACUCUGACUAUGCACUGUUAUUAAGCACAAAAAAGUCUUCUGUUAUUUGAAAGGCUCCUUGAGAAGAACUCACUUCACAACUCAUCGAGAGCAAAACAACAGCCACAGCAGCUACAGUUCAUCCACUCAGACCCUGGUGGGACUUUCUAUUUCAGAGCCAGUUCACAGAAAAACAUCUAAAACAACAGGGUACAAAGCACGCGUGCUCGGCUAUUCAUCUUCAAGUGCUGUACGGAGAGGAAUUUCACAGUCCUGCUGAUGAAAACCACUUGAGGAAGUGUCAUCCGUAAGUGUCCACAUAUGGCCUUCUUGGAUUACUGAUUUAUAACAAGUGACAAGUUUAUUUCCCAGGUGGACACAAACAUUAACACAGCUUAUGUGCUGCAGAAGAAAGCUACAAGGAUCGUAACACCAUCAGAUAUGAAGCGAGCAGCAUGCUUAAAAAAAAAGAGGAUUUAGAUAAUGUCAAAAGAAUAAUGUGCAAAGUAGAAAAUAAUGGACUCCAUAGCUGGAUUCAGUGGUUGUUUGAAAUCACAGAGACACAGUUUGAGCUCAGAGGAACCAUAAUGCUUAAAAAUGCAAACGUAAGGACAAAUAUUAAUCAUAGAUUUAUAUGUGUUGCAUGGGAAACAGAUUUCACCAUCAAUUUUUCAGAAAACUAAAGCUGAUGUUAACUUAACCUGAAAAUGUGUUCAUCAACUUUUUAUCAUCAUCAUGAUGAAGAAUCUGAUCC